Messenger RNA from Plasmodium malariae, 690 nucleotides. Its product is annotated as Plasmodium exported protein, unknown function. NCBI's taxonomy places the organism in Eukaryota, Apicomplexa, Aconoidasida, Haemosporida, Plasmodiidae. The transcript is spliced from 2 exons. The coding region runs from base 1 to 690 and encodes 229 amino acids. The record is from RefSeq and is a predicted model, not a curated record.
AUGGAACAAAAGAUUAAGUCACUCUUUUUUAUUAAAACUAAUACUUUUAUUAUUCUAACUUGGAUAUUUUAUCUUUACAAUGACAUGAGUACUUUUAGUAAGCUUGUAGGCGAGUACAAGAUUGAGCGAAUAAUAGAUAUAAAGAGUUAUAGAUUACUAGAAGAAUGUAGUCAAUAUAAGGACUCAAGGAAUAAAGACUUAAAAGGAAUGAUACAUAAAAAUGAUGAGAACGAAAAAGAAGUUAUAACUAACAGUAACCUAUGUGACAAAAUAAAGAAUAAAAAAUCAAGUAAAAGUUCAUUAUAUAAGGAGCAAUUCAAUAAAGGAUAUAUCAAGCAGAGAAUGUUGAAAUAUCGAGGCAAAUACUUAACUCUUUUUGAAAGAAAAUUAUUCAAACAUCUUGAUUAUAUAGAUUUUAUUAGAAAAAAUCCGUCAAUUACUAAUAAGUCGUGCAAAAAGGUUUUACUUAAGGAGUACGGAUUACUAAUGUAUUUACCUUUUUUAUUAUUUUCUUGUGGAUUAAUAUUACCAAUAAUGGUAUAUUUUAAAGUGAACGGGAAUAUAACUGACGUUUACAUAAAAAUAUAUUGCGUGUUCAUCCUAAUAUUAUUCGCCAUUUUUGAAUUAGGAAUUGUUUACAUGUUUGUAAAAAUUAAAAAGCAUAGGAGAAUUAUGAAGAGAAGAGGGUAA